Drosophila persimilis is the source of this 1610-nucleotide messenger RNA. RefSeq names its product lethal(2)neighbour of tid protein 2 (gene Alg3). The transcript is spliced from 2 exons. The coding region runs from base 10 to 1548 and encodes 512 amino acids. Gene Ontology annotation, molecular function: dol-P-Man:Man(5)GlcNAc(2)-PP-Dol alpha-1,3-mannosyltransferase activity. The record is from RefSeq and is a predicted model, not a curated record. Gene Ontology annotation, cellular component: endoplasmic reticulum. Lineage: Eukaryota; Metazoa; Arthropoda; Insecta; Diptera; Drosophilidae.
AUCACAUAAAUGGCCCCACCGAAAGGCAACAACAACCGUCCGACUGGACGUCGCAAAAAGUCCAGCAACCUGUUGCAGACACUGCUGGACAAAUACCUGAAUAUAGGCUUUCUCAAGUACCUGGUGCUCGAGCCGGCCGCCUUGCCCAUAAUUAGUGUUCUGAUUGUUUUGGCGGAAGCAGCUAUCAAUGUGUUUGUGAUUCGGCGCGUGCCAUAUACGGAGAUCGAUUGGGUGGCCUACAUGCAGGAGUGCGAGGGCUUCCUGAACGGUACCACCAAUUAUGCCCUGCUGCGCGGUGAUACUGGGCCCCUAGUGUAUCCGGCGGCUUUUGUGUACAUUUACUCGGCCCUCUACUACAUAACGUCGCAUGGCGCUAAUGUGCGGGUGGCGCAGUACAUCUUUGCCGGGAUUUACCUGCUGCAGAUGUGCCUGGUGCUGCGCCUGUACGCGAAGAGUCGCAAGGUGCCGCCGUACGUGCUGGUCCUGAGCGCCUUUACCUCGUACCGCAUUCACUCGAUCUAUGUGCUGCGUUUGUUCAACGAUCCCGUGGCCAUCCUCCUGCUCUAUGCGGCACUCAAUCUCUUCGUGGAUCGGCGCUGGACCUGGGGCAGCAUUCUCUUCAGCCUGGCCGUGGGCGUCAAGAUGAAUAUUCUGCUGUUUGCACCGGCCCUGCUGCUCUUCUACUUGGCCAAUCUGGGACCGCUGAAGACCUUCCUGCAGCUUGCAAUUUGUGGUUCGGUCCAGCUUCUGCUGGGCGCCCCCUUUCUGCUCUCCCAUCCGGUGGAGUAUCUGCGUGGCAGCUUCGACCUGGGCCGCAUCUUCGAGCACAAGUGGACGGUGAACUAUAGGUUCUUGAGUAGGGAGUUCUUUGAGCACCGUACGUUCCACCUAUCUCUGUUGGGCCUGCAUUUGGUGCUCCUGCUAGUGUUUGCCAAGCCCACGUGGACCUUCUUCCAGAGCUAUGUUCGCCUGCGCAGUGUCCAGGACCAACUGCAGCCGCAAAUUGCCAAGAAGAAUAGCGAAGUCCAAGCCCAGAGGAAGAGCAAGAAGGAAGCGAAAAAGGAAAAGGACACGGAGAAGCUAAGCGCCGAACAGCAAUCCUUUCUGAAUGCCUUCGAAAAGACACUACAAAAGUCAUCGGGCGGCAAGGCAGCGGCUCCUCCAGCACCCGCUCCCGCUCGGGCGGAGGCCGAGCGCUAUGGCAUCCACUUUGAACGGUGCACGCAACUGGCCCUGCUGCCCUUUUUCCUGUGCAACUUCAUCGGCGUGGCCUGCUCCCGCUCGCUGCACUAUCAGUUCUACGUUUGGUAUUUUCACUCGCUUCCAUAUCUGGUCUGGUCCACGUCCUAUACCCUGGGCGUGCGCUAUCUCAUUCUGGGCAUCAUCGAGUACUGCUGGAACAGCUAUCCCAGCACUUAUCUGUCCAGCUCGGCCCUGCAUCUCUGUCACCUCGUAUUGCUUUUCGGUGUGGCCCGUCAGAUCUUCCAGACCAUGCGGCUGAAUGCGGCGGCCAAGCAGAAGCAACAACAGCAGAAGAAAGUGCAAUAACUAGUCAUACAGUAGUGAUCCACACUGUACUUGUAACCAAAUGUAAUGAAGCUUAAACUAUU